AUGGGUCAGACCUUGUCCGAGCCCGUCGUCGAAAAGACUUCCGCUGAGGGCCAAGAUGAAUGCUGUAUAUACGGUGUCUCGGCCAUGCAGGGAUGGCGAAUCAGCAUGGAGGAUGCCCAUGCCUCUGUGCUAGACCUCCAGGCCAAAUUCGCCGACCAGAAUGAAAAACCGACCGAUCCUGACAAACGACUUGCUUUCUUUGGUGUAUAUGACGGGCACGGUGGGGACAAAGUAGCAUUAUUCGCUGGGGAGAAUGUCCACAAGAUCGUCGCGAAGCAGGAAUCAUUCGCCAAGGGCGACAUCGAACAGGCCCUCAAGGAUGGCUUCCUCGCUACCGACCGGGCUAUUUUGGAAGACCCGAAGUACGAGGAGGAAGUGUCAGGCUGUACCGCAGCCGUCAGCGUCAUCUCGAAGCACAAGAUCUGGGUGGCCAAUGCUGGUGAUUCUCGCUCCGUGCUCGGUGUCAAGGGCCGCGCAAAGCCGCUUUCGUUUGAUCACAAGCCUCAGAAUGAAGGCGAAAAGGCUCGUAUUAGCGCUGCCGGUGGCUUCGUCGACUUUGGCCGUGUCAAUGGUAACCUGGCUUUGUCGCGGGCCAUUGGAGACUUUGAAUUCAAGAAGAGUCCCGAGCUGUCUCCUGAGCAACAAAUUGUCACUGCUUAUCCCGACGUGACGGUACAUGACCUGAGUGACGAUGACGAGUUUCUCGUGAUCGCCUGCGACGGUAUCUGGGAUUGCCAGUCCUCGCAGUCCGUGGUGGAGUUCGUCCGCCGCGGUAUUGCCGCGAAGCAGGAUCUCUACCGGAUCUGUGAGAACAUGAUGGACAACUGCCUGGCCUCCAACAGCGAAACCGGCGGCGUUGGCUGUGACAACAUGACGAUGAUCAUCAUCGGUCUCCUGAACGGUAGGACCAAAGAGGAGUGGUACAACCAGAUCGCUGAGCGCGUGGCGAACGGCGACGGCCCUUGCGCUCCGCCCGAGUACGCUGAGUUCCGCGGCCCCGGCAUCCGUAAUCAAUUCGAGGAGAACCCGGAUGACUUUGACAUGGAAAACGACCGUGCGCGUGGCUUCAGCGUCCGCUCGGGCCGCAUCAUCCUCCUGGGGGACGGCACUGAAUUGAUUCCGGAGCAGAACGAUGACGAACUCUUUGACCAGGCUGAGGAAGACCAGGACCUUGCCAACCAGGUGCGCCGUGACACUCCCGAUGCGGCUCGGAAUGAACGGGAGGGGACUCCUGGGCCACAGUCCAAGGACACCCCCCGGGCGGAUGCGACUGAGAUUUCGGAGUCGCCGUCCGCCACCGCGGAGGGUUCGUCCGGCAGCGCCGCUGGAACACCGCAAAAGCCUACGAGUUCGUAG
Messenger RNA from Aspergillus ibericus CBS 121593, 1356 nucleotides. RefSeq names its product PP2C family serine/threonine-protein phosphatase. Lineage: Eukaryota; Fungi; Ascomycota; Eurotiomycetes; Eurotiales; Aspergillaceae. Gene Ontology annotation, molecular function: cation binding; protein serine/threonine phosphatase activity. Gene Ontology annotation, biological process: protein dephosphorylation. The record is from RefSeq and is a predicted model, not a curated record. The transcript is spliced from 7 exons. The coding region runs from base 1 to 1356 and encodes 451 amino acids.